Messenger RNA from Pelobates cultripes (western spadefoot toad), 281 nucleotides. Lineage: Eukaryota; Metazoa; Chordata; Amphibia; Anura; Pelobatidae. The record is from the annotation of a GenBank genome assembly.
AUGGCUGCCGCCAUUAUUCUCCAGCUUGUGAUGGACGCGGCGGCCAUUUUGGUUUUCACCAUGCGGUCUCUGGCUGCUCGGUUCGCCGCUCAGGAGUCGUGGGUGGUCACUGCCUCCCCGGUGGGGUCCGGGAUAACCCCCCCGGCCCACGGGGGGGAGAACGGGGCCCUCUGUAAGCGCGUGGGAGGUCCCGCCGGACUAAGCACGGGAGACCGGCCGCAUCUCCCGCCAGAGCCUCAUGACAGGCCGCAGUUCCAGCCGCCCAGCAGUUUUCAUCGCCG